Molecule: messenger RNA, 1293 nt
Organism: Cladocopium goreaui
Lineage: Eukaryota; Dinophyceae; Suessiales; Symbiodiniaceae
Source: the annotation of a GenBank genome assembly
AUGGUGCCCUUGUUCAUCGAAGAACGAGGACACGGCCGUGAUGGAGAGCUGCUGAGGGAUUUCAUCCUGCGGCGAGAGCAUUUGAAAGAGGAUCCUCGGGUUUUGGCCGUGGAUCGAUGGCUCAUUCGCGCAGAGUUCUAUGAUGACUGCUUCCAGGAGUAUGUGCAACAGUACGGUGGGGAACCUGAAGUCGUCGAUCUGGAAGAGCGAGCUCAAGAAGUUGCUGAAGCAUGCAAGGACGUCAUGGUCGUAGCAAAGGUCAAGAAGAAGGUCGACGAGCUUGAAAGUGUUGCGCAGACUGGUGCUGCUGAUGUCUACGCCCUUCGUGACACACUCCUGGCAGCAGUAAAGGACCUCACUACACCGAGACGGAGACUGGGUGUUACGAGCAAGCAGUUGAUGGACGACGAUUGCAAGGAAGAAUUGAAGAAAAAAGAGCAAGCGAGAUUGCGCCAGGUUGUCGUGGAUUGCCUCAAGCGCAUUUGGGAGUCUGGUGUUGGAGGGGAGGUCCUGAAGAUUGCUCUGGAGGCUGUGAAAUCGCGCAUCAACAGGUUCAAAGCCAAAGCCGGCGAGAGAACCGACAUCAUUGAAGCGAUGGCAGGUCAUCAAUGGGCUCAGUUGGAGGAUUUGGUGCAAACCAUCGAGGAACAUGAAAAAUCCGGCGCCGCGCGACAACAUCUUGGCCCCAUCGAGGGCCGGCGCACCAAACUGGUCAUUGAGCGAGCCCUGGAAAAUCUGGGUGGACAAGCCUCCAGCCGUCAAGUGAUCGAAUGGAUCGAACAGCAUCCUGAGGAGCUGGAGAAGAUCCGAGAAGCAAAGCUGAAUUGGCAUGUCCGCGACGGUCAUCGAAAGCCUGUGUGGCACUCCACUGUUUCUUCUUCCAUGCACCAUUUUCGCAAAAUCACCAAGCCAGGGCAGCCGACCAUAUACUUGGCACCAAAUGCUGAAGCACCAGAGGAGCUCCCAGCGAUCCGAGACGCUCCAGAUGUGGCUCCGGCAGCUCCAGCGAGAAAGCCAAGGAAACGCCCCUCCGAGAAGGCUGAGGCUGAGGGAGAAGCUCCUGAACCAAAGCCCAAACGCAGCCGCAAGGCCAAGGCCAAGCCGAAACCAUCCGCGGAUGCUGUUGCACUGGCGGCCCCCCUGGCAGCCGAUGCACCACCGGAAGCCGCGGCGCCCGCGGCGCCGGUGGUGCCGGAGGUGCGACCCAGGUCGCCACAGAGAAAGAAAAAGGCUGAUGAUCCGUUGAGCCUCUUGCUUGAUGCAGCGUUAGAGGCUGCAGACAAAGCACAGUGA